This is a messenger RNA of Dendronephthya gigantea, 896 nucleotides long. RefSeq names its product A disintegrin and metalloproteinase with thrombospondin motifs 20-like. Bases 270 to 722 code for a protein of 150 amino acids. Gene Ontology annotation, molecular function: zinc ion binding; metalloendopeptidase activity. NCBI's taxonomy places the organism in Eukaryota, Metazoa, Cnidaria, Anthozoa, Malacalcyonacea, Nephtheidae. The record is from RefSeq and is a predicted model, not a curated record. The transcript has 3 exons.
UGCAAAGCCAUCAAUUACGAGUAUUCGGCUGUCAACAGUCCGUUGCAGAAGUGUGAGUUGAAUGACGCAACUAAGUCGGAAAGACCUCCAGAGUUUUAUAUUUAUCGUAAAGGAUUUUCCUAUUACGAGAUGGUAACUGAUUCAAAGCCACAGAUCCAAAGACCUGCAAAGAUUAUCAAACUACGUUUGGCUACCGUCAUGACGGUGAAUACCGUAUUUAUUUGGAUUGGCCAGAAUGUACACAUGCAGCUGUAAUUUAUUGCGCAAACAUGGAAAGUACUCCCUUGGAAUAUAUCUCCUUGACUGAACAUGAAAACAAUUAUGCUGGAAGUCAUAAAAAAAAUAAGAUGAGAGAAGAAAAGACAUACUUCAAAAAAAUUAGAAUCGUAUUGCCUGAAAAAAGUGUCAAGGGAGACGACUAUUUCUUCACCACUACAAAUUACCCUGGAUCCGCUAAGACACCCUACGCCAGCGCGAGCGAUUGUUAUUCAUAUUCCUGCAGUGUUGACAAUAGAAAAGGAAGUUUCAAAGUGGAUUUGACUGGAACUAGCUUUCAUUUGCCCAACGCUAUUGCCUACGGCUUCAACUCGUACCCAAGCUGCGUGAAAAAAGUUUAUGCGGCUUCGAUGAGCAGUGACAACUUACGUUGGUCUGGAAAGUGUGGAGGUUACUGUGGAGAAUGUUCGCCGAAAUCCUUCAGUUUGUUGUUGAAUGGCUGCUAAUCCUGAUGUCUAUCUGAAGUGAACUAGUAUAAUAGUUUAUUCACAAAUUGCAAGCUAAAAUGGUGAAAAGAUUUGCGCUUGGAUAUAUAUGGUUAAUUGCACCACAUUACACUGCUGGUCGACCUCUUUAAAAUCCACCAUCUCAGAUGCAUUCUUUUUCACCAAUAUAUAACU